UAGCGGAUUUCUCACAUCUCGCAUCAAUAUUCAUUCUGCUACAAAAGAUGAAGUCUUCGAGUAGCUGUUCCGGCCUGUCUUUCAAAUCGCAAGCACUGUAUUUGAUGGUUUUCCUAACCCGCUAUCUUGAUUUAUUUUGGACCUUUGCCGAUUCAUUAUACAACACCAUCUUCAAAAUUCUCUUCAUUGCAUCCUCGGCAUACAUCAUUUAUCUCAUGCUUAAUGAUUACAAGCCAACCCAUGAUCCUAAUAUCGAUACGUUCAAGGUUCAAUAUCUCCUCGGCUUCAGUGCUUUGUUCGCACUUGUUUUCCCCCAUGAUUAUAGUGUCUCAGAGAUUCUUUGGACUUUCUCAAUUUGGCUCGAAUCCGUAGCCAUUCUUCCCCAGCUUUUCAUGUUACAGCGAACUGGGGAAGCGGACACCAUUACUACACAUUAUUUGUUUGCCCUUGGCUUGUACAGGGCCCUUUACAUUCCCAAUUGGCUUUAUCGUUACUUUUCGGAUGGCCAUUUUCAACUCCAACCGAUACCUGUACUAGCAGGAAUCAUACAAACUCUUCUGUACUCAGAUUUUUUUUACAUCUACUAUAACAAGGUCAUGAAAGGGAAAAAAUUCUCACUGCCUGUCUGAAGAGCACUGGAAGACUGAAUUUGCAAGUAGGGCCAUAAAAAGGUCAGGGGUGACUGUUGAGUCAUGGAAAACCUCUUCAGCCUGGUCUGUGCUUGUAUCUCUAAUGUGAUGGUGUACCUUUGAGCUUGGUGGGCUAUUAGAAGAACAUCGUGACUGCCUAGCCUCGAAUAUUGACUGCCAUGCCACAAACCAGUACUUCUGAUUUCAUGUGCCUUCCAAUGUAUCACUGCAAAAUAAAGGUCACGCCGGUUUUAGCAAUGUUACGGAGUAUAAAUCAAGAUAUUAUGCCUUGGAGUUAAGGAAGCUGGCGCUUGUCUUCUGAUUGAUAUUAGAAUAUCAAUGUGUGGCACCAUUAUUCGAUUUCUGAUAUAGGUACUACAUAUGGAAAACUGAUUCAAUUCAUUUAUCAUUGACUUGGCCAUCCCCCCCCCAAGACAAAA
Messenger RNA from Aspergillus wentii DTO 134E9, 1069 nucleotides. RefSeq lists its product as uncharacterized. Lineage: Eukaryota; Fungi; Ascomycota; Eurotiomycetes; Eurotiales; Aspergillaceae. The record is from RefSeq and is a predicted model, not a curated record. Bases 48 to 629 code for a protein of 193 amino acids. Gene Ontology annotation, molecular function: ER lumen protein retrieval receptor activity. The transcript has 5 exons. Gene Ontology annotation, cellular component: cis-Golgi network; endoplasmic reticulum; membrane. Gene Ontology annotation, biological process: protein retention in ER lumen; endoplasmic reticulum to Golgi vesicle-mediated transport.